AUGAAGAAGAGUCGCCUCAUCGGCAGCAAACGAACAAACUCCCCCUCCCCUCCCCUCGCCUCACCUCGUCCAUCAGUUGCGAGGGGGGUCCACAGCGGCACAGAUAAAGAUGGGGUCGGAGGUCACGGAGGAUCCUCAGCCAUUCUCUCUCCUGUGGUGCAGACUGUGCUUCAAAUGGGCUUUGAGUCCAGUCUGGUGGAGAGUCUGGUCCAGACCAAGUAUCUGCUGUCAGGCCAGCACUACACCUCAGUGUCUGACCUGGUGUCUGAUGUACUGCAGGCAGAGGAGGAGGACAGACACACGGCUCCACAGAGCACAGAGGCAGAGGAGAGGCAGAGCUCCAGUUCUGGAAAUGUGAGGAUGCAAACUCCUGUCAGAGGCAAAGUGAAGGAGCCAGGCCCAGAGGAGCUGCUGCGGCAGCUGCAGGAGGAGAGGACCUGUAAGGUGUGCAUGGAUCAGCUGGUGUCCAUCGUCUUCAUCCCCUGUGGUCAUCUGGUGGUGUGUGGCGACUGUGCUGCCAGCCUGCGUCACUGCCCCAUCUGCAGAGCCAUCAUCAGAGGCAGCGUGCGAGCGUUCAUGUCGUGAGGCUGACCCUGCAGGACAGCUGUCCACUAAGUUUAGCUAUUAGAAUAAUAAAAAUUAUAAUAAUAAUAAAAA
This is a messenger RNA of Solea senegalensis (Senegalese sole), 657 nucleotides long. Its product is annotated as baculoviral IAP repeat-containing protein 7-A-like. The transcript has 4 exons. Gene Ontology annotation, cellular component: nucleus; cytoplasm. NCBI's taxonomy places the organism in Eukaryota, Metazoa, Chordata, Actinopteri, Pleuronectiformes, Soleidae. Gene Ontology annotation, biological process: positive regulation of protein ubiquitination; negative regulation of apoptotic process; regulation of cell cycle. Bases 1 to 585 code for a protein of 194 amino acids. Gene Ontology annotation, molecular function: cysteine-type endopeptidase inhibitor activity involved in apoptotic process; ubiquitin protein ligase activity. The record is from RefSeq and is a predicted model, not a curated record.